AUGGAGCGCUUCCCAGGGACAGGUGGGUGCCUUGUUUUCGUUGAAAACACCUAUCAAUAUCUUUUCAGUCAAUCAUCAUCUCGAGAUAAGGUCGUUGCACCUGUCACUAGACCACGGGGACCAUCAUUCACGGGUGCGAAUGAGCGACACCAGUCGCUCAAGCCGCUCUCCACAGAAGGCUCCUUUAUACCUGGAGAAAAAGAAGAAGAUGGCCAGCUGCGUCGCGAAUACGUGCUGGUUGACGAUACUCGAGCUGUCGAAAAUCACAUCCCAGCCCCGACGACCAUUACACGACCGGAAAAUCCCUCCAACACCCUCAACGGACGAUUACCCCCCAGAAUACCCCAUACCGACGAACAACAAUGCAUGGCUUCAAGGGCGGCAUCGAACGCCCUAAAUAGAACUUUGAGUCUUGCGUCCAAGAAGUUGUUUGGGCAUUCCUCAUCAGGGCACUCACGCGCAUCUCCGUCAAGAGAUCAAAGCAGUGUGCCGUCGUCGCCUCGACGGCCGCAGAUCAUCACGCUGGACGGAGAAGGGGAGCGGGACCCUCUUGAGGAUGAUUUGCUAUCUUCCCUUGAAGAGUUAGCGCAGAAGACGGACGUGCUUACGCACUGGGCGGAUGAGAUGUAUGAGUACGUCGAGGCGGUGCCUCAGAAGCCUCUACCCGAUCCUACCAAGUUCAUCAAACGCGAGGGCGAGGCAGAGAAACACGGGAAACGGCGGAAACACGCUGACAUAGAAGCGGAAUACAAUGCCGUUACAUGCGUCGCAGUGUACAUGCUGCUUAUGUCGUUCUCGCAGAAGGGCAUCAACAAGCUGAGGAACUUCCAGGAACAUAUGAAGAUGCGCCAUCCGGAUGGGAAUUUUGUCGUCAGUGAUGGGUUUGAUGACGGUAAGACUAUUCCUGGCCUCUCUAGUGACGACCUUGGGAUAACGUUGUGUUGGUUUAAAGACCACUUUAUGAAGUGCAAUGACCGCGCAGCCUUGGUGAAGACAUGGUUGCCGGUUCAGUACGAUGGCCCGAAGAGUUGGCUUGACCAGCUUGUGUAUGAUCGUGCUCUGGUUCUGAGCCGAACAGCUGCUCGGAAGGAGCUCCUCGAUCAAGCGACGAGCCCAGACGAAUGCGAGAAGCUAUAUGAAGAAUCCUUGUGGUGCCUUUACGCACUACAAGACGACCUAUUGCAGACGGGUAAUCCAUACAUGGAUGAGGGUCGGGAAACAAUCAGUACCUGGAUCAAACGCACGAAACUGCGGUUAUUGCGGUGUCGUGCCCGAAUGGGCAUGAAUGACCACGAUCGUCUGAACGACGCGAGAGCCGACCAGAACUUGGCCGACGUGGCGCGGAUCCCUGCUCCAUGGGAAGCGAAGCCUAUAUCAGACACGUCGCGGAAUUCUCCAACUCCUACAUCGUCAUGA
Molecule: messenger RNA, 1416 nt
Organism: Laccaria bicolor S238N-H82
Lineage: Eukaryota; Fungi; Basidiomycota; Agaricomycetes; Agaricales; Hydnangiaceae
Exons: 6
Coding region: 1-1416 (471 amino acids)
Molecular function (GO): protein serine/threonine kinase activity
Source: RefSeq, a predicted model, not a curated record